AUGCGCCGCCGCGCGAGAGUAUCGCGCCCCGAGUCCACCCACCCGCCCGCGCGCGUCCUGCUCGCGAGCGGCGAGCGCGAGCGCGACGGCGCGGGGUCGCCGUCGCCGCCGCCCCCGGCGACGCGAACGACCACGACCACGAGUCGGACCUUCGCCGUUGACGCCGUAGACGCCGCCGCCUUGGUGGCGGACCUCGUCGUCGCACGCGCCGACGCGGAUCUCGCGGAUGUCCUCUCGACGUCGCUGACCGUCGCGAUCGCGGUCGAGGAGGCCGGCGCGCGUGAAGCGGGAGGCGUUGGGGACGGCGAGCGGACGGCGGUGCUGUGCGAGCUUGUCCUCGACCCCACGAACCGCUGGCGACCGAGCGCGCCGGACUGCACGGCGACGCGCGUCGUCGACGUCGACGACGCCGACGCCGACGAAACCGCCGACGGGGGCGCGCGCGUCGACGUCCUGCGCGUCGAGGCGUCGCUCCCGCCGCCGCGACACCCACCCGUUCGCCUCGCGGCGGUGACCCUCACGCUGACGACGACACAGACGGCGGCUUCGACGAACACGAACAAAUUCCCGUCCCUCCCGCCGCCGCCGCUCGACGUCCGCGGCGUCGCCGUCGUCACCGGCGAGGACGUCGACGCGCUCGCGCGGGCGUGGCUCGCGCGCGCCGCGAGGUGCGCGGAGGACGCGCUCCCGGCGACGGUCGACGCGUGCGGCGCCGAUGAGGUUCCCUUUCCUUUUCCCGCCCCCGGCUUCGGCCCCGGCGGCGACGCUCUCGUCGUCGCCGUCGUCGACGACGCGCGCCUUCGCGGGUGCUGCGCGGCGACGCGGGUCUACCACGCCGAGGAGUGCGCGUGCGCGCUGGACGUGUUCGACGUGGCAUCCGACGUGGCAUCCGACGUGGCGUCCGACGCGGCGGGAGAGGAGGGUCCGUUUAACCGGGACGAAAAGUUGGACGACGCGGGGUUAAUAAACGGCGUUCCUUUGACGACGUUCCCGCCGCCGGGGGCGGUCGCCGCGGAGGAUCGAACGCUCGCGGCCGCGCUCCACCGACUCUGCGCCGCGUCGGAUGCCACGUCGGAUGCCACGUCGGACGCGCGGCGCCUCCGCGACGUGGCAUACGGCGCGGCCGCCAAAUCGUGCGUCCAGUCGUCGGCGGUGAUGACCGCGGUGUCCGCGUCGGCGGCGCGGCUCCUCUCGGGGACUCGCGGCGACCACAGUACCUCCCUCGACGCUCAAUCGUCCGGCGCGGCGUCCGACGUGGAGUCCGGCGUGGCAUACGACGUGGCAUCCGACGUGGCGUCGUUUCUGUCGUGGCUCGACGGCGACGCGCGAGAAAGUCGACCCGAGGUCUUCACGCAGUCCACCGCCUCGGCCGCGCCACCGCCACGACCGCGACCGCCGCCAUCACCUCUCAUUCCUCUUAUUCCUCCUCCCACAAUGACAACAACGACAAACACGACAACGUCAACAAUUACAACAAAUACAACAACAAAUACGACAACCCGGGCUUGGCGUCCCGACUCUGCUUUCUUCGCCGUCGUCGUCGCCGCGCUCCUCGUCGCCGGCUUGUUCGUCGUCGUCGUCUGCGUGAGACUCGCGCGGCGGUGGCGGGGCACGGGCGGCGGUGAUGACGUCGGGGGGACGGGUGCCGCGGAUGAGGGAGGCGAGGGCGGGGACGAGGGCGCGGCGGGAGGGGAGGUGUUGCUGAUUCGGCGGCGCGCGACGGGGAAACCGUAA
Messenger RNA from Micromonas commoda, 1734 nucleotides. It is a transcript of the gene URB, whose product is annotated as nuclear envelope protein okuribin distant. The record is from RefSeq and is a predicted model, not a curated record. Lineage: Eukaryota; Viridiplantae; Chlorophyta; Mamiellophyceae; Mamiellales; Mamiellaceae. The coding region runs from base 1 to 1734 and encodes 577 amino acids. The transcript has a single exon.